Messenger RNA from Linnemannia hyalina, 513 nucleotides. Lineage: Eukaryota; Fungi; Mortierellomycota; Mortierellomycetes; Mortierellales; Mortierellaceae. The record is from the annotation of a GenBank genome assembly.
AUGUCCCAAUGUGUGAUCGAUUUCGAUACAUGCCACCAGAUCUGCUUCCCUGAGCAACAUCUCACUGGUGGACCCGGACCCGCUACAUUACCUGCCGCACCUGGAACUGGAGCGCCUGGAACUGGAGCACCUGGAACUGGAGCACCAGGAAAUGAAAAUGGAAAUGGACCAAAGAAGCAUAAGGAUGUGACGGACUUGGACGUGACGGAUAACGAUGGCGAUGAUAAUGAUGAGGAUGAUUAUGAGGGUGACCAGGACGAUAAUGAGCUUGGAAUGGCGGUUGGUGCUGAUGUUGGUGGUGGAGAGACGAAAGCGUUGCAUGGAAAGGGCAAGGGUAAUGGACGCUCGGGAGUCAAGGCUGCGGCGAAGGAGGCUGAGGCGUUGACGUUGACGCCGGAGGAGAUUAACCGGAUGCAGCAGGCUUAUGAGGAUGUGUAUGAUGAGAGUAUCAUUAGUGCGCCUGCUGGUGGAGAGGAUGAUGCCGAGUUUGAUGACGAUCCUUCUGACUACUAG